Messenger RNA from Trichoderma atroviride IMI 206040, 1465 nucleotides. RefSeq lists its product as uncharacterized. Lineage: Eukaryota; Fungi; Ascomycota; Sordariomycetes; Hypocreales; Hypocreaceae. The record is from RefSeq and is a predicted model, not a curated record. Gene Ontology annotation, biological process: lipid metabolic process. Gene Ontology annotation, molecular function: hydrolase activity, acting on ester bonds.
GGCUUCAUUGCGCUUGGAGACUCCUACUCCGCGGGCAUCGGCACAGGCCUCUUCAACGGCACCGAAGACGACUGUCGCCAUGGCUACAACGCCUACCCGAUGCUGGUGCAGGGCGACCUGAACCGCAACCAUGGCGGCCACGGGCCAACCUUUCAGUUCCUCUCAUGCACGGGUUCCACCGUCGACGACAUGCUUGCCGGCGCCGAGCAUAGCCAGAUUGACGAAUUCAACACCACCGCCACUGCCGAUUUCGCGCUUCUGUCCAUUGGCGGCAACGACUUGGGCUUCUUUGACAUCAUGAACAGCUGCAUCUUUCGCUUCUACAGCUUCUACUCCGGCACCUGCGAGUCCUCCCUCCAGCGAGCCAGCGAGCAGAUGGCCGGCACCCAGUUUGAAAACCGUCUCCGCCUCGUCAUCAUGGAGAUCCUCGACCGCGUGCGAUGGGAGAAGAGGCCGUGGUUCACCAUCACCGUGACCGGAUACGCCCGCUUCUUCAACGCCGACACGGACGAGUGCGACGACUACUCCCUUGGCAUGUGGUGGCGAGGCCCGAAGCUGAAGCGCGAGCUUCGACAGCGCAUGAAUGCCAUGGUUCUCGCCGUCAACGCCAAGAUCCGAAAAUCUGUCGAUGCCAUCAACGCGGCCUUUGCGGAGCCGAGGGUCCUCUUUGUCGAUUACGAUGAUGCCUUUGAGGGGCAUCGCUUUUGUGAACCAAAUGUCGUAGAGCCGGACUAUGCGAGAAACGAAACUUGGUUUUUCCUAGUUGGUGGUCUGGACAAUGCUCCACCGCAAAUGGGGGAGCCUGGGCCUGGGCCUAAGGAUGCCCUUUUGCCUGCUGAUUCUCCGCUGGUUGAUGCUCAGAAUUGCAUUGGGCCUGCGCAGGAGUCUGGAGAUUGGGGAGAAAUGGCAUUGUGCAUGAUGGCCAUGGCUGCCGAUAGAGACCCCAUGUUGCGAAUGGCGGAUGGAGAGGUUACAGCACAGAAUGGCAUGUGGUAUGUGCCCACAUAUUACGGCAAGACGUUUCAUCCGCGUACCCUUGGCCACAUGGCCAUGCGAGAUCGGAUAUACAAAGCAUGGCGAGAACACUACCACGUCCCCCUAUAUUAAAAGCCUUCUUUUGGUCAGCCGCAUAUUGAAGGAUUCCUUUUCAUUGAUUGGACAGCUCGUAUAGUCUGGCUGCCGGUGUUUAUACUUGGAUUGUUAUAUACCCUAUUACUGAUUUGCCGUCUUAUUUAAAACUGCCGGGGGCAUCAUGCUGCUGCGUUAGAUGCACGCAGCCCUAUGGAGGAGUCUAUGGGUCUCCCCACGGGGCUCCAUAAUGAAGCUGAAAGAGCUAGCAGCACCAAAGCUUAGAGGUAUGACUAGUAUUAUAGAGUAGCUGCUCGUUGUUUAUGUUUUAUAAGUACAAAGGAUUAAAAGGUAUUGUUUAUUAAAAACAAGAAGACGUAAUUUGAUCACAAUCUCC